This is a messenger RNA of Cucurbita pepo subsp. pepo (vegetable marrow), 2621 nucleotides long. It is a transcript of the gene ATL1F, whose product is annotated as RING/U-box superfamily protein. The record is from RefSeq and is a predicted model, not a curated record. NCBI's taxonomy places the organism in Eukaryota, Viridiplantae, Streptophyta, Magnoliopsida, Cucurbitales, Cucurbitaceae.
CUAACUAACGAUAACUUCAAACAGAUUGAUCGUUCGAGUCUUAAAAUUUCAAACAAAACAUACAAGACCCAAAAUAGCUCUCGAGCAUUCUCCCACCUCGUCAUCCGAAAAAAAAAACUCCCUCAGAAAGACACUUCCAAAUUUCGAGUAGUACCCACGACUACACCUACAGGGUAUUAAUAAAAUUUUCAAAAGUCGAAGGGUAUAAUUGAAAGACGAAGUGUCGGGUCAUCCCAUAGAAUGAGGAGAGAAAGAAGGAUUGAGUGUUGGUCACAAAGAAAGUGUAUAAAAGGGUUAGUCCUAAUUAUGGAAAUGGCUAUGUGGAAGGUGUUAGCCAUCUCCAUCUCCAUUAACCUUAAACCAUUGAAAGCAACAAGAACGAGUCAUUGCGAGAAGAAGAAGGAGCAUGAAGAAACACCAUAAUGAGUCCCCUUAUUAAUUCUCCUCCUCCUCCGCCGUCUCCUCCGCCGCCAUCUCCUCCUUCCUCCUCCUCCUCCUCCUUCCUCCUCCAUGUCUUUUUCCGGCCAAUGUCCACCGAUUUCUCCCACUCUUCUUUCUCCCCUGAAGAACACUCCACUCCUCCUCUCACCAUUAUCCUCACUCUCAUCCUCCUCGCCUUCCUCCUCGUCGGCUUCUUCUCCAUCUACUUCUGCCGCUGCAUCAUGGACUCCCUCCUCCAUUCCCGCAACCUCCGCCGCUCCCCUUCCGGCAAUAUCCUCCACCCUUCCGCCGAUUCCCCCACCGUCCCUCCCGGCCUCGACCCACUUCUCAUAAACACCUUCCCCACCUUCCCAUAUUCCGGCAUCAAGGAAUUUCGCAGCGACAAAUUCGGAUUAGAAUGCGCCAUUUGCUUACUUGAAUUCGACGACGACAGCUUCCUCCGCCUCCUCACUGUCUGCUGCCAUGUCUUCCAUCAAGAAUGCAUUGAUCUCUGGCUUGAAUCCCACAAAACCUGCCCUGUUUGUCGCCGGAAUCUCGACUCCGAUUCCGCCAGAAACUCCGCCGAUAAGCCCCCUGAUUCCGAUGAUCAUGACAACCCACCACGCAGUACCCAUCAUGAAUCAAUCGAAGAUGCUAUUAGUAUUGACAUUGACGACGACGUCGACGACGAUGACAACGCCGACGCCGAUGACGACGACGAUCGCCGGUCUGGUUCGAACAGAGGAAAACAGAGUAUAAAAACAGAGGAGGCGGAGGACGACGGUAUCAAGAAAUUCUCGAGAUGCCAUUCAACGGGUCAUUCGAUUUUGAAGGCGAGAAGGAAAGAUGAUGAUCGGUAUAAGCUGAGAUUGCCGGAACAUGUAAAGAUUAAGAUCAUUAGAGGGCAUAAUUGGACGGGGAGUUGUGUGACUUUUGAAGAAUUUUUACGAAAUCCUGGGAAUGGUGGUGGGUUCUCGGAGCUAUCUGAAUCUGAUGAUCGAAUUGAUUUGCAGAAGCCGCCAUGAUUGAGUUUCUUGAGUUUGAUUCUUCUCUUUCUCUCUAUCAGUUUUGAUUUGAUGCAUUGAGUUUUGUAUCCAUUAAAGAGUUUUGAUUCGUUUUGUUUACAACAGGGUAGUCGUUUUUUGUUUAGGUUCUUUAUCGAUUGCUCUAGAAGAUUACAAAAAUUAUUCAAUGAGAUUUGAAUAUUUUUGUUUAGGUUCUUUAUUAAUCUUCUAUAAUCAUAUUGGAUAUAAGCUCUAGUGACUUUGUUUAUAAUUUAUUUGAAAAGUCGGAUAGUAAUUGAGCUUUAAACACAUUUCCAACUAGAGAUAUCCAUUGAACGGGUAGAGAUUGAACGGGUAGAGAUGAGAAAAUCUUCUCCAUCUUUCUGUUUUAAUUCUCAUCCUUACAAUUUUUUUUUAUUUAUUUUCACGAAGAUCGAGUGUGUGUAUGGAUGAAAGAUGUUCAGUGCCCAUUUAGCUAAGUGGGUGGGAGGUUUCCUUGCUCUGUUUGAGAUAGCUUAACAGGUUAACGUGAAAUUCUAACUUUGGGGUUAAAUGGACAUUUUUACUUCUAACCCACGAGGAUGUGUGUGUGGGCAGGAGAUGUCCACGAGAUCCGUUUAGCUAGUGGGAAAAAAUUUCUCAUACAUUUUACUUCUAACCCACGAGGAUGUGUGUGGACAGGAGAUGUCCACGAGAUGCGUUUAGCUAAUGGGGGAAAAUCUCUCAUACCCCCCUUCUCUAUUUCUUGUUUAAACAAAGAUUUCUUGUUCCGUUCGAGAUAAGUCUAUGUAAGAUUUCAACUUUGGAGUUAAAUGUGCAUUUCUACUUCUAACCCAUGUGGAUGUGCGUACGGACAAGAGAUGUCCACGAGACCCGUUUAGCUACCGUGAAAAAAUCUCUCCUACCCCCUUCUCUAUUUCUUGUUUAAACGAGGAUUCCUUGCUCCAUUCGAGAUAGGUCUACGUGAAAUUUCAACUUUGAGGUUAAAUGAACAUUUCUAAUUCUAACCCACGGAGAUGUGUGUGUGGACAAGAGAUGUCCACGAGAUCCAUUUAGCUAACGUAAAAAAAAUCUCGCCUAUCUCCUCUAUUUCUUAUUUAAACGAGAAUUCCUUGCUCCGUUCGAGAUAGGCCUAACUGGAGUUAGAGUUGGAGAUGAAUGAAGAGUGGUAGAGUAGAGGCCCAUAAACCCAAAGCC